AUGAUACCCAGUUCGCUGUCACAUCGCCCCCAAUCUUCCUCCCCUGUGAUCACUAAGUCCUCUGCAUCUGGGCAGACCGAGUCCUCGGCUGCUAUGUCGUCGAUAUCGAGCGAUUCUUGUCCAAAGUCCGAUGCGUUCUCCACGGCUACAAAAACUGAGGUCAGACGACUUGCAGGAGAUCGCUGUUGGGCAUGCCAGUCUACGGAACCUCAGAUCUGUCAUGUAAUCGCGAAGGAGGAUAAGCAAGUGGACCUUUGGUUUGAGGCAGGCCUCCUCAACUUCGGUUUAACGUCAACAUCAAACGGAAUACCUCUCUGUGGAACUUGUCAUACCCAGUUCGAUCGAGCUCAUGACCCAGGUUUUGUCUUUAUACCCACCGACCUACAGUACUUUAUCAACUUUGAACUUGAGGAUAGAGAGAGGAGGUCGACCGGCAACGUUCUCCCUCGGCAGGUCCCAACAAGUGUCAUGUACAGGGACCAUUUGAUGAAGGAGAAGAAGAUCCCAGAUGGUGCAACAAGUGGGCUAUACCGACCACUUUUCCUGAAAGAGUACCUGCUCCAAGGCAUUGUCUCUGUUGAAGAUCUCGGCCUCACAAAACCCAAGCAGUGGCAUGGAGCUCCAAUUGCGACAUUGCGACGAGGUAUCUUAGCACUCGGGAGCGCUAGGAUUACCUCGCUUGACAAAGCAACCGUUGCUCGACUACAAAUGCUCCGUGACCUGUACUUUCGACCGGCUGAAGAUAACUCUGUAAACGUCAGGAGCAGUCUGACCCAACCAGACCUUCAAUGCCAGAGACGACGCACGGAUGAUGAUGAUGAUGAGCAACCUGAAAACAAGAGGUUCAAGCGGGAUUCGACCAGGAUGGAUGAGCCAGAGCACAUGGAUGGUAACGACUUGGAUGCUCGGCAGCAUUGUCUUCGUGCUUUCGAGGCAGAAUGGGUUUUAGGCCCCAAUUUCACCACCGAACAAAUCAUUCAUCGCUACGCUCCUGUAUUUGCUCAUGAUUGA
Aspergillus affinis is the source of this 1011-nucleotide messenger RNA. Its product is annotated as HNH endonuclease signature motif containing protein. NCBI's taxonomy places the organism in Eukaryota, Fungi, Ascomycota, Eurotiomycetes, Eurotiales, Aspergillaceae. The record is from RefSeq and is a predicted model, not a curated record. The coding region runs from base 1 to 1011 and encodes 336 amino acids. The transcript has 3 exons.